Messenger RNA from Microstroma glucosiphilum, 1944 nucleotides. RefSeq lists its product as hypothetical. NCBI's taxonomy places the organism in Eukaryota, Fungi, Basidiomycota, Exobasidiomycetes, Microstromatales, Microstromataceae. The transcript is spliced from 2 exons. Bases 1 to 1944 code for a protein of 647 amino acids. The record is from RefSeq and is a predicted model, not a curated record.
AUGGCCACCACUGAGACUCCCGUUGCCAUCACAGCCACAGCCACCGAGGCUGUGGCUCAGCCAGACACCACCCCUAUCGUCCCUGCGGACAAGGCCGUCGAGACGCCCCUUGCAGUCACAGUCGAAGCACCUGCCGAUUCUGCCGUCGCCACCGAAAAGCCCGCAGACGAGACUGCCAUUGCUGAGCCAGCCACGACUACCGAAGAAGACGUCAAGCCUACGGAGGAAGCAGCAGCAGCAACAGCAGCAGCACCGUCGACCGAAAAGGAUGCAGCAGUGCGAGAGGAGAAGAAGACUGGCUUUUUGACCUCGCUGCGAAAGGGGCUCAACGUCGCCCUCGUCCCAAAGCCAAGCCUCGACAGUGCCACCGACGCAAAGAACAAGAAGGAAGAGGCUCAGCAAGCCGAGACCAUCCCCGAGACUACAGGUGAAGACGCCGUCGAAGGCGCAGAGGGUAUCCCCUCCGAGCCUGCUCCAGCUGCCACUGCCACCGACUCUACCGCUCCACCUCCUGUGCGAAGGACAUCCUUUGCGGCCUUCAAGCACCGAGUCUCGCACGGCUUUGGCACUCCCAGUGCCAGCCCUUCUGCCACGCCCACCAAGAAGGGGGCUACCAACACCACCGUCGCCCUCACCGCUUCUCCGCCAGCAUCACCUCGCAAGUCCACCUCGGCCAAGUUGCACGAGCUGGCAGAGUCGGCCGCCGACAAGGCCGAGGAGACUGCUGCCCACAUCAAGCACAACAUCGAGGCAGUCGCGGCCAAGAUCACAGAGGACAGCGCAAAGCCUGAGGAAGGUACUACCAAAGCUCCUGGAACUGCUCACAAGAAGGUCGAGCCUUUCAAGGGCUUGGGCAAGAAGCUCGAAGAAGCCUUCCACAAGAAGCCGUCAGCCAGCAAGCCUGCAGCCACCGAAGCCGAAGCCGUGGCAACUCAGGAGUCGGCCGAUGCUGCACCUGUCGUAGCUGAAGCUGCUGACACCGAAGCCACCACCGACAAGGCCCCUGAGGCCGCUGCAGACGAGGACGCCGAGGCUCUCAACGCUGCUGCAUCCAAGACCGAAGGCGAAGCAUCUCAACCUGCAAAGUCUGAGAAAAGGUUCCUGGGCCUCAAGAAGCGAUUCUCCAUCUCCGUCCAGUCCAAGGGCGGUGACAAGAGUGCUGCCACUUCUGGAGACGAAGGAAAGGACGCCGCCGUUAUCACCAAGGAAGCCAGCUCUGCUGAGCCAGUCGUCGAGACCGCAGCCAACGAUGCCGCACCGUCGGGCAGCGAGCCCGCCAUACAGGAUGCUCCCAAGGAGACGCCACCCGUUGCUCAGCGCAGGACAUCGAUCUUCUCCGCCCUUGUGAACGGCAAGAGCAAGACGGCUACAAGCCCAGCAGCCGUCGCCAAGGCCGACCCCCUCGAGACCGCCGUUGAGGCCGCUGCGACCGAAGAGGCCACAACCGAGGCAGUUCCAGCUGAAGCUGCUGCACCCACUACUCCCGAGCCUGCCGUCAAGGAGCUCGAAAGCGCCCCCGCCAGCCCUGCCAAGGGCUCCAAGAAGGCUAGCGGUCCCUCUUCCUUUGGCUUGGACAAGCUCAACAAGAUGGCCAACAAGAUCCUUGACAAGGGAAAGGACAAGGCCAACAAGAACCGCCUGAGCGUCGACUCCCACCAGGCCAAGAAGGACAAGGAGGCAGAGGCUACCCCUGUCACCCCCACUGAGCAGGCAGAGGAGAAGAUCGAGGCAUCCGUCGCCGCCACUGAGGCUCCUGUCGCUGCGCCUGCGCUCCCUGUCGAGGCUGUCGCCGUUCCCUCCAUCGCCAUCGAAGGCGAGGAUGAGGCAGCCAAGCCAGCUGAGGUCAAGGUCGAGGAGAAGGCUGAGGAGAAGGUCGAGGCUGAGCCCGUCGCUGCCGCUGCCGCUGCCGAGGUCGCUCCCGUCGUCGAGGAGAAGAAGGAGUAG